This is a messenger RNA of Cokeromyces recurvatus, 4110 nucleotides long. RefSeq lists its product as uncharacterized. The coding region runs from base 1 to 4110 and encodes 1369 amino acids. The record is from RefSeq and is a predicted model, not a curated record. The transcript is spliced from 14 exons. NCBI's taxonomy places the organism in Eukaryota, Fungi, Mucoromycota, Mucoromycetes, Mucorales, Mucoraceae. Gene Ontology annotation, biological process: intracellular signal transduction; cell motility; phosphatidic acid biosynthetic process. Gene Ontology annotation, molecular function: D-type glycerophospholipase activity; phosphatidylinositol binding.
AUGUCUAAUCCAAUAGCAGAUACAGCGGAAUAUUUUGCACAAUGGGGACAUCAUAGUCAAAGUAAUACUCAUCAAGAUGAUGUCAAUAUUGUUAGAGAUCACUUGAAUCGUCAUACUUAUUAUGGUGAUUCGAGCAAGCCAUCUUCAUCUCAAUGGUUUAAGGUUCUCAAUCGACUCUCAUCCUUAAACCCCUUGGAACAACGACAAAGGACAAAAACUUAUUCAGUAGAUGAUGAUGAUCAUUCUUCUGUCAUCAAUCGAGAUACGUUUGAAUUAUUACGCAGUGUAGAGACAGCAAGAUAUCAGCAGCAGCAGCAGCAGCAGGCUACAGUGGUUGGACAUCACGGAAGAUAUGAUCUGGAUAACUAUCAUGAGGAAGAGAAUCAUCAUAGAGUCAUUAUAGAGGAUGAGACUGAAAAGCUUCCUUCAGCUUAUGAACUCGAAAAUGAUCAUAUAAAUCCAUUAAGCGAGGAUUCAGGCCUUCAGGAAGAGAGUCAUUAUUUUACACAUCCUUUCUUCUCUCCUUAUGAUACUAAACUUCCUCAACAUCCCUUACCUAUUCAAUCAUCUUCAACACAGAGAGGAAGACAUCAGGAUGUGUUGAUUCGAGAGGAUACUACAACUUCAGCCAAUUACCUUGUUAUCAAGGACAAAUGGGAUCGAACAUUAGAUAAAAUUAAGUUUAUUGCUAAUUUACAGUCUUCUUCCAAUCAUCAUCAUCUGUCGUUUUCUUAUUUAAACUCAGGCCCUUCACAUACAUUAGCUACCUAUUAUCCUCCUGCUUUUGAUCCAAUCUUUGCUGCAUUUGCUAAAGAUGAAUACGGAAGAAAUUUAGUUACUGUGACAGAUUUAGAAUAUCUUCACUCUAAUAGUCAAUGGAUAUUUCGUGUGGAAUUACAGUAUGGUGAUAUUAAAUGGGUGAUUCGACGUGGUAUUUCAGAUUUUAUGGCUUUACACAUUAAGCUUAAAGUAAAAUCCAAUUUAUAUGAUUAUGUACCUGAUCCACCUACUUUUCCGAAUCAAUUAUCUAAUCUACUCGAUUCUGCAAAAUCAACGAUUGGUAUAUAUACUUUCUCCAACCAUGAUAAUAACGUGUGUGAAAGAACAAGUUCAUUACCACCUCACUAUCCUAAUAAUAGUCAUCAUCAUAAAACAACAAUUGCUAACAAUAAAGCAGCAUUUCAUCGUCGUAUGGCCUUAACUCAAUACCUUCGUUCUUUACUUCUUCGUGCUCAUGUCACUGUGAGUUAUGAUAUCUGUGAAUUUUUAGAAUUAUCAGCCAUUAGUAUGGUUCAAGAUAUGGGCUGGAAAGGAAAGGAAGGAUAUAUGCGUAAUAGAAUAAAUUAUGUUUCACCUCGUUGCUGUCAAAUUUGGAAAUCACAUCGAUGGAGUACAGAGUGGAUUAUACUAAGAGAUUCAUAUAUAGCGUUUUGUAAAGAUACAGCAUCUACUUCGCCUACAGAUGUACUCUUAUUUGAUAAAGGAUUUAAAAUUGAUAUCCAAGAACCUCGAGUUUAUUUAGGAAGUUAUCAUAUUUCGAUCAGUAAUGAAUCUCGAAAGAUUGAAAUUAAAGGUACUAAACGUGAAGUGGAUCAAUGGCUUGAAAGUAUAGAGAAGGUAGAAAAGGAAAGCCCAUGGGUAAGGAAUCAUCGUUUUAACUCCUUUGCUCCUGUACGUAAACAUGCCAAAGUAAAAUGGUUUAUUGAUGCUGAAAAUCAUUUUAAUGCCGUUGCAGAAGCCAUUUUGUCUGCUAAAUUAGAAAUAUACAUUGCUGAUUGGUGGUUAACCCCAGAAUUAUAUCUAAGAAGACCACCAGAAGAAAAUGAAGAUUUUAGACUUGAUAGACUUUUACAACGAAAAGCUGUAGAAGGUGUAAAGAUUUAUAUUAUUGUCUAUAAAGAAAUGUCUGUUGCAUUGACUAUCAAUUCUGCACAUACAAAACAAUGGCUUCAAAACCUUCAUCCAAAUAUUAUAGUACAACGUCAUCCUGAUCAUACAUUUUCUAAUGAUAAUACAGUUCUUUUUUGGUCACAUCAUGAGAAAAUAGUUGUGGUCGACAAUAGAUUAGCAUUUAUUGGAGGGCUUGAUUUAUGUUUUGGUCGAUAUGAUACACAUAAUCAUCCACUGUCAGAUUAUCCUUCAGAAGGACAUGAUCAUGAAGUUUUUCCUGGACAAGAUUAUUCCAAUCCUCGAGUAAAAGAUUUUAUUAAUGUAGUUCAGCAGUUUCAUAAAACAUUAGUGGAUAGACAUGUAACGCCUAGAAUGCCAUGGCAUGAUGUUACUUUGGGUGUUGUUGGGCCUAUUGCUCGAGAUAUUGCUCGCCAUUUCAUACAGAGAUGGAAUUUCUUGAAAUCUAUGAAAAGUAUGCAUCGUCGCAAAUUACCUUUUUUGAUGCCAAAGGGGGAACAUGUGGCUGCUCGAGAUGAAAAUAACUUUUCAGGCACAUGCCGUGUACAAUUGCUUAGAAGCUCUUCAAAAUGGAGCUCCGGUAUUGAUCGUGAACAUUCCAUCUAUAAUGCUUAUAUGGAAUGUAUCGCUCAUUCUCAACAUUACAUUUAUAUUGAAAAUCAAUUCUUUAUCAGUACAACUCAAGACGAUAAAUUAUUACGGAAUAAAAUUGCUCAAGCAUUGGUAGAAAGAAUCAAACGCGCACAUGAAAAAGCUGAAAAGUUCCGAGUUUAUGUUGUUAUACCCCUUGUUCCUGCAUUUGAAGGUGAUUUGGCGUCUACAGAUGCAUCAUCUGCCAGAACUGUCAUGCAUUUUCAAUACAUUACAAUUAGUCGAGGUAGUAACUCGAUAGUCGAAAAAUUAAAGCAGCAUGGAAUUGAUCCUGAUCAAUAUAUAUCAUGGUUUAGUUUACGAAACUAUGGGAAAAUCAAAACAUCUCCAAACUCUCAGCGAUCAGCGGAAAAUAAUAAUAAUAAUAACAGUUCUAUGUCUUCUAGUAAAAAUUCAAUACCGCCAUCUAAGAGUUCUAUCUCCCCUUUGAAAUCAGAAUCAUUAUCAUCAACAAUUCAUAUUCAUCAUCAUGAUACCAAUUCCUUUUUAGAUGAUGACAUAAACGAUCCUUUCAAAGACCAGCCAUCUUCAAUUGAUCUUUCACGUUUACAUAUCACAAACACUUCAACUUUAAGCGAUUCAUCCUCCAUCUCUUUCAGUCCACUUCAUAUAGAUAAUAAUAGAAGAGGAUCAUCCCAAAGUAAUAAUUCAAGCAGUGAUAUGACAGACGAUAACAGGAGUCAUUUUGUAACAGAAUUAUUAUAUAUUCAUGAUAAACUUAUGAUUAUUGAUGACAGGAUUGUGCUUAUGGGUUCAGCUAAUAUCAAUGAUCGCUCACAGUUGGGAAACCGUGACUCUGAAAUUGCUAUGAUUGUUGAGGAUACAGAAAUGGUCCCUUCUUUUAUGAAUGGAAAAGAGUAUAAAGCAGCCAAGUUUGCACAUACACUGCGUAUGCAAUUAUGGAAAGAGCAUUUGGGUCUAUUAAAUUUUGAAAAUUGGACACAAUUAUUACAAACAGGAGAUGAAGAAAGUCUUGUGCAAACGUUAGAUAUUUCGUCCACUUUCUUACGAAACAACGCAUCCAUGGAUCAUUUGAAACAUCAUCAAAGCACAUAUCCAACCUUAACUCGGUCCAUCAACAAUGCGCAAGAGAUUAAGACGAUUGAAGCACAGGAGCCGGUUAAGAUGUUGGAUAGAGUGAGUAGAACGUUGAGUUUCUAUGAUGCCUUUGAUAUAAAGAGACAACAACAUCCUCACUUUAUAAAAAAUCGACAUGAUGCUGCAGCUUUAGAUCCUUUAUCUGAUCAUACCUAUUAUAAAAUUUGGCUUAAACGUGCUACGUCAAACACGAUGAUCUAUCGAAAGCUAUUUCGAUGUGUGCCUGAUGAUACCAUUCAUACAUACGAACAGCAUCGUAAAUUUGUUCCUAAUCCCCUUAAAGUGAAAGCAGGACAUAUAGCAGAUCCAAACUUGAACGAAGAAGACAUUUCUAACCAAUUAGGUCAAGUUAGGGGUCAUUUAGUUCUUUUCCCAAAAGAUUAUCUCAAAGACGAAAAUUUACUUGCUGGUACUAUUAUUGAUACAGUCACUCCUUUAAUCAUUUUUACUUAG